GAAUGUAAGUAAGUGGUAUUCCAAGAUGGCGGCUUUGUUGCAGUGAUGUGCUGCAUUGGGCACUCCCUUUAGGUAAAUAAAGCAAAAUUUAUCAAAGGAACCUAUACCAAAGAACAACAAACAUAUCUCUUCCGAUUUCUAAAUCUCUUGGUGCCCAAUACGUAAAGAGCUAGCACACACUGCACAUCUGAGGUACUAUUGGAGUGUACAGCUUGGACAACAAUACCACUGCAUAUCAAAGCAAGAACAACUCAACAAGUCCAAUGUCUGUUAAAAAGAUGAAUAGUCCUCAGUGGAAGAAAUUCCAGCCGCCAAGCCAGGAUCCUGCCAUCUUGUCUUUCCAUCAGGGCUCUAACACAAACUAUAUUCAACCAGCUGGCAGCAACAAUGUGAGAGAAACUGGAAUAAUUGAUAAACUUCAGCAUUCCUAUGGAUUUAUUCAGUGCUGUGAUAGAAAUGCUAGGCUGUUUUUCCACUUUAGUGAAUAUGGUGGUAACCUGGAUGAUAUCAAAAUUGGAGAUGCAAUGGAAUUCCAAAUGUCCUAUGAUCGACGGACUGGAAAGCCAAUUGCUGUAUCUGUUAUUCGAGUUGAUUCGUCUAUGGUGACAUCAGAAAUACUCAGUGAAGAAACAUUUGUGGGAAGUGUGGUUCAAGAAGCAAAACCUUCAACAAAAUCAAAAAAUGGUUAUCCUCUGAACUCACAAGACGGGUUUGGCAGAGUGACAUAUGAACACAACGGCGAAUGCUUCUUUCUGCCAUAUAGCAUGGAUGAUAUUUCAGACACCACCACCAAACUGCAGCCAGGAGAUCAAGUCAGCUUUUAUAUUGCAACAGACAAACGGAAUGGAAACAUAAGGGCACGAAAACUGCGACCUCUUCAGCCACCACCUCAGAAGCGCUACGAAGGUGUUGUCUGUUCCUUAAAGGAAACGUUUGGCUUCAUUGAGCGGUCAGACAUCGUGAAAGAAAUAUUCUUUCAUUACAGCGAAUUUAAAGACAACAUCAAUGAACUGCUCCUGGGGGAUGACUGUGAAUUUUCUGUUCAAAACAGAAAUGGUAAAGAGGUAGCAGUGGACAUCAAAAGACUAGCAGAGGGAACGGUUAUCUUUGAAGACAUAUCUUUGGAUAGAAUCAAAGGAAAAGUGCUGAAGACACUCCAGAGUAAUAUGAACAAGAGAUACAGUGACCCCCUGGGAGGAAGAAUCAUAUAUGAAACACCAAAGGGAACUGUGGAUAUUCCAUAUGGAGACAAAGACCAGAAAGGGGACUACACUUUACAGCAAGGGGACUUUGUCGAAUUUAGUAUUGCUACCGAUCGCCGGGACAAGUUACAACGAGCCACCAAAAUUGUCCUGUUGGAUGAAACAUUUGAAAAAACUGGAGAGCCACGUGAAACGGGUGUGGUGGUGAGUUUAAAAGAUGGGUAUGGCUUCAUACAGUGUGCUGAUCGAGAUGCCAGAAUGUUCUUCCACUUCAAUGAACUUCUUGACCCAGAACACCAAACCAAAGUACAAGAUGAAUUUGAAUUCUUAGUUAUGCAGGAUCCUGCAACACCCUCCAGGCAAAUUGCAGCAAGAAUCAAAGUUCUUCCAAAAGGAGCUGUGUCUUUCCUAACGAUUCGCCCAGAGAAAUACAUCGGAACUAUUGACCGGGAACCAUCACCGCACCAAUCAAAAUCUAAAACCAAAGAUGGAGAUUCUGGUAAUAUUAUAUUCGACUUUGAAGGAGCAAUUCAGUCCAUAUCUUAUACAAUGGAGCACUUAUUGGAUUUGAAAAACAUGCCAAGAUAUGGUGACAAGGUUGAAUUUAGUAUUGGAGAACAGAAACGAAACAACCACCGACAGGCAGUAAACGUGAGGGUUGUCCUCAAGAAUAUUACUGGAAAAUGCCAAGGAUUUAUUGCGACACUGAAAGAAAACUAUGGCUUCAUUGAGAACGCAGACCACGACAAGGAAGUAUUCUUCCACUAUAGUUCGUUUGAGGGUAAUAUUGACGAUUUGGAGCUUGGGGAUGAAGUUGAAUACAUCUUAGCUAGGAAGAGUUCUAAACUUAGUGCUGAAAAUAUUAAAAAGUUACCUAGAGGAACAAUCAUCCCAGAGGAAAUAGUCAGGGAGAAAGGGGUACUUCAGGGUCGUGUUGUGCGUCCCAUGAGAAUUGUGAACCCAGAUCAAGAAGAGUACAGUGGACUUGUAGAAAUUAUUUGUGAUGAGGAUGAGAAUGCUGAACGUUAUCAGUAUGGAAUCACCAGCUUGGCUGACAAAAGGGAUUUCCUGCAAAAAGGGGAUGCUGUGAAAUUCCAUGUGGCUGUUGUUAAGGCAACAGGGCAGCUGAGAGCAGUAAACAUUGCUGCCAUCAGAAAGUAUGUUCGAGCGAGAGUCGAUUCUAUAAAAGGACAGUUUGGCUUCAUAAACUAUGAAGCAUUGGAAGGCAAGAAGCUCUUUUUCCACAUGACAGAGGUACAUGACGGUGUAAACAUUCAACCUGGGAACGAGGUCGAGUUUGUUGUUGUCCAGAACCAGAGAAACGGAAAGUACUCUGCUUGCAGUGUUAGGAAAAUCACGGAUACUCAAAGACCUGAACGUCUCAUCAGUCGCUUGAAGAGUGUAUCGGAUGAUGCGGGUCCACGCCUUAUUGUCAAACGACAACCAAAGGGACCCGACAACACUCAAGGAUUCACACAACCAAGAACUCUUUGGAACCCUCCAGUCUAAACAAAAACUAAAAUUCCUACCAACCAAUGGAAUAUUGAUUCAUCUUUCAGAGUUAAACUAAAAUCUUGUAUUUUGGAAGAUAAAAAUGCCAUCCAUGUUGUCUCAAAAUAAAAUGGGUAAAACAUUGUUGGCCAUUUUAUUAAGAAGGCUCAUAAUUUUAUCCAAAAAAAGAAACAAACUUGAUAAGCUUUUAGAAAGAGCAAAAGAGUCGACCUCCAAUAACUUACUGGAUGUUAGUUUUGACAGUAUGACAUUGGAACAAAUACUAACUCAAAUAAGACCAAAAUAAUAUACAACAACAACAAAAAUCUCACUAAAAAUUUACAAAAAGUACAAAAUAAAAAAUAAAAAUCUCAAACAACAAAAAAAAAAAAAAAAAAAAAAAAAAAUACCAAAAAAAAGUCUUUCAAAAAAUGUUCAGUGGCCUUGGCAGCAUGUAUCAAUUCCAAAAACUGAAUCUUAAUGCGACAAACAAUUUGUCAAGACUGAUGAAUGAAUUAAAUAAGACAUCUACAGACAAUAACUGUUUGGCAGCAUUGAUUUUCUUUUGUGAAUUGAUUCAUGCAGUUCACGUAUACGCUUGUCGUUUGUUACAUGUCUAGUGAUUGUCUUAAUGUGAAAAUGGAGUUCUGUUUGACAGUACUAUUAAUUUGCUUGUGGGACUGACUGGGAAAAAAAUCAUGUCUAAAAAAUUUUACAAUGGGUUUUUUUCAUGUGCAAUUUUCUCUCUAUCUUUAUUCUUUUUUCUUUUUUUUUUCCUUCUAAAUUUGCACUUUCAGUUAUAUUUAUGUAUUGAACACUGGAUUUUUAUGGUGUCAGUAUUUUACUCUUCUUGUUUUUUUCUUCAGUUUUUACAAUUUUGGAUGUUAUCUGACACCUUUAUGUAAUCAUAAUGCUUUGUUUGCACUUUUCAACAGGAUGCAGCAUUGAUAAUCUUUCUUUUUAAGAAUGCAUCUUGUAUAUCCAAGGAUUUUUAUACUUGGUCAAACUUGCAUUUAAAAAAAAUUAAUAAUUUAAUGUACUAUAAGGCAUGCUUAAAUGCUACAUGAAUGCUUUGUUUUUGUUAUCUGUGCUUAGCACAAACAUUUAAACAUUCAUGUGGUUAUCACUAUGGUAUUUUUUUUCUUCUAAAUACUGAUUAUUUUGUGUGUUGUUUGCUUGAUUAUAUCUUUUGUAAUCCACUCCAAAAUUGAAAUGUUGCCUGUAAGUAGUCUUUAAAGAAUAUCACUGUUAAAGGGGGUUGACUUGGUGGUUUGGUUUUUUUCUUCUUAACUAGCAAGUCAUUGUCAGAAUCUUAAAUGUGUUGUAAGAGUAAAACACAUUUAAUAUUAAAAAAAUAUUAAACAGUUUUUCUGGUCAAUUUGAUGUUUGUAAUAACAUGAAUUGCAGUUUUCAUAUUUAAAAAAAUGCACAUGCCUCUGAGACGUAAGGGUUAUAGAGACGAGUUCUAGUUCUUUAAGGGUAUUUUAACGUCACAACCUUAGUGUUCAUUUUUAUGGGUUGAAACUAGGGUCUGCGACCUUAAAAGGACAUUUUGGUACUUGCAAGAGAGUCAUUUACAUAUCUUGGUAAUCUGCUUAGGGAAUACCACACAUCCAUUUGCAAAUAUUACUCUUUGGAAUAGAUAAAAUCACCAUCUUAAAAAUUGGCCACAGUUCAACCUUUUGGGAGAACAGUGGAACAAAUUUGUAUUGUUAAUGGAGUGCUUUUAAGACAACAAAUUUAAAAAUGGUUUGAUGGAAAGAAUGUUGUCAUGUGUAAUCUCAUUUUCUGCUUCAGAUUUUUAGGUUCUUGCUAAGAACAGUAACUUCCUUGACACAAAUAAGAGAAUCAAAAAUCAUUAUUUUCAAUUUAAAAAAAAUAUAUAUAUAUAGUAAAAUAAUAAACUAUGGAAAAGACUGGUUUUUAUUUUCUUUGAAACAACCUUUUGGUACAGUUUAGUUAAAAACAGUCAUAUAUGUCAAAAUUAGGAUAUGUUUGACAUCGAUAGCCGAUGAUUAACAAAUCAAUGUGCUUUAGUGGUGGUGUUAACAAAAUAAACUUUAAAAACAGUCAUAUAGUUCUCCCAAAUCUUUCUACUGAGAAAACAAAAUGAGUCUUGUAGUAUCAUAUUUAAGGAAAUUGCAUUAAAACUAUGUACAUAGGAAUAUUUGUACAACAGUUACAAAUACAGGUGAAUCAUAAUGUUGAAGAGAUAAAAGGAGUGGUGUAACAAUUACAUUACUGUGUGCAAUAAUCUUUUCUGUGAUUGUAAUACAGACAUACUUGAAAAACAAAUUGUGAUAGCAGUUUCCAAUUCACUAUUAAAUUGAAAACCGAAAACAAACCAGUUUACAUUAACAGAGUAUUGUAGCUUGUAAAUGAUGAAGAUGGGCAUAUUUAAUGUAAACAUAUUGCAUUAAGUAUUAUUAUGUUGUCGUGCAGAAACAUUUUAGUACUACCUUAUGAUAUUAACCCAUGUUAUUUACAGUUAUUGUUGUUAAAUAAUGUGGAUAGGGAAGUCAAGUUAUUAUUUAUUAAGUUCUUUUUUUUACCCCUCUAUUAUGAUAUGUUCAGAUGCAUUUUCUGUGAUGUAUUUUCCUCUGGGUUUUUUUGUUUUUUUUUCAAACAAACAUCCUUGUUAUAAAAAAAACUACUUGUAUUAUGUUAAAUGUUUUUGUGUUCUAUUUAUGUUGGUUUUUCACAAAAUCAAAAUUAACUGAUAUUCCAGAAUACCAAUGUUUAUUUGUUUUACUCGUAGAAAACAAGUAGAGGGCCGAGGUAUGUAGUGUGUGACAAAAAAUGUUUUGGAAGUAUUGCUUCUCUUUGUUGAAUAAUUUCAGAAAGAUUUGAUAAUACUUGGACCUAACAUACGCGUAUGGUGAUCAAGGUUAUAAUUGUGUACAGACCUCGAUGGAAAGACAGGGGUUUGCCUGUAAACAGAAAAUGAAUUGAAAGAUUUUUCGCCAGGCUUGCCUGAACAAAAUAAAAGUAACUAAAGCA
Messenger RNA from Gigantopelta aegis, 5693 nucleotides. RefSeq names its product cold shock domain-containing protein E1-like. Gene Ontology annotation, molecular function: nucleic acid binding. The transcript is spliced from 18 exons. NCBI's taxonomy places the organism in Eukaryota, Metazoa, Mollusca, Gastropoda, Neomphalida, Peltospiridae. The coding region runs from base 264 to 2711 and encodes 815 amino acids. The record is from RefSeq and is a predicted model, not a curated record.